GACACUGUGACUGAUGAGAGUUAAAGGCCAUGGAUGAAGAUGGGCUUGAAUUGCAGCCACAUGAGCCAAAUGCAUUUUUUGAUCCAACAGGAGCUGAUGCAGCACAUAUGGAUGGAGAUCAGAUUGUUGUGGAAGUACAGGAAACAGUAUUUGUUUCAGAUGUAGUCGACUCAGAUAUAACCGUGCAUAAUUUUGUUCCUGACGAUCCAGACUCUGUAGUAAUCCAGGAUGUCAUUGAGGAUGUUGUUAUCGAGGAUGUUCAGUGCCCUGAUAUCAUGGAGGAGCCAGAUGUAUCCGAAACUGUCAUUAUUCCGGAGCAAGUGCUGGACACAGACGUAGCCGAAGAGGUUUCUUUGGCUCAUUGCACUGUCCCAGAUGAUGUUUUAGCUUCUGAUAUAACAGCAGAAACAAUGUCUAUCCCGGAACAUGUACUGACAAGUGAGUCAAUGCAUAUACCUGAAGUUGGACAUGUAGAACAUGUAGUUCACGAUAGUGUUGAAGAAGCAGAUAUUGUCACUGAUACUCUGGGAACAGAUGUUGUUUCUGAGGAAGUCCUGGUGGCAGACUGUGCUUCAGAGGCAGUGAUCGAUGCCAAUGGAAUCCCUGUGGAACAUCAAGAUGAGAAGGGCAACUGCGAUGAUUACCUUAUGAUUUCCCUGGAUGAUGCUGGUAAGAUAGAACACGAAGGUUCUGCUGAAAUUACCAUGGAAGCAGAGUCAGAAAGUGGCUCUUGUAAAGUGGAUGGCAUUUGUCCAGAAGUCAUCAAGGUCUAUAUAUUCAAAGCAGACCCUGGAGAAGAUGAUUUAGGGGGCACAGUAGACAUCGUGGAGAGCGAGCCAGAGAAUGACCACGCAGUUGGAUUACUUGAUCAAAACAGCAGUAUUCGUAUUCCAAGGGAGAAAAUGGUUUACAUGACUGUAAAUGAUUCUCAGCACGAAGAUGAAGACUUAAAUGUUGCCGAAAUAGCCGAUGAGGUUUAUAUGGAGGUGAUUGUAGGAGAGGAAGAUGCUGCAGCAGCCCACGAACAGCAAAUCGAUGACACCGAAAUCAAAACUUUCAUGCCCAUAGCUUGGGCAGCAGCUUAUGGUAACAAUAACGAUGGCAUCGAAAGUCGGAAUGGCACUGCGAGUGCUCUUUUGCACAUAGAUGAGUCAUCUGGCCUGGGGAGACUGGCCAAGCAAAAACCAAAGAAAAAGAGGAGACCUGACAGGCAGUACCAGACAGCAAUAAUCAUUGGCCCUGAUGGUCAUCCGUUGACAGUCUACCCCUGCAUGAUUUGUGGAAAGAAGUUUAAAUCUAGAGGUUUCUUGAAAAGGCACAUGAAAAACCACCCGGAGCACCUUCUCACUAAGAAGAAAUACAGAUGCACAGACUGUGAUUACACUACGAAUAAAAAAAUAAGUUUACAUAACCACUUGGAGAGUCAUAAGUUGACCAACAAAACAGAAAAGCUUCUGGAAUGCGAUGAGUGCGGGAAAACCUUCUCUCACGCAGGGACUUUAUUUACUCACAAGAUGGUGCACAGGGACAAAGGAGUUAAUAAAAUGCACAAGUGCAAAUUCUGCGAUUAUGAGACGGCGGAACAAGGAUUGCUGAGCCACCACCUUUUAGCUGUGCACAGCAAGAACUUUCCCCACAUUUGCGUGGAGUGUGGCAAAGGGUUUCGCCACCCGUCGGAGCUGAAGAAGCACAUGCGAAUCCACACUGGGGAGAAGCCCUACGAGUGCCAGUACUGCGAGUACCGAUCCGCCGACUCCUCCAACCUGAAAACCCACGUAAAGACUAAACACAGCAAGGAAACGCCACUCAAGUGCGAUAUCUGUUUCCAGACUUUUUCAGAUACCAAAGAGCUGCAGCAGCAUACGAUUAUGCAUCAAGAAAGUAAAACACACCAGUGUUUGCAUUGUGACCAUAAGAGCUCAAACUCGAGCGAUCUGAAACGACACAUAAUUUCAGUGCACACGAAAGACUACCCUCAUAAGUGUGAUAUGUGCGAUAAAGGCUUUCACAGGCCUUCGGAACUGAAAAAACACGUGGCGGCUCACAAAGGUAAAAAAUUGCACCAGUGCAGACAUUGUGACUUUAAGAUUGCAGAUCCCUUCAUCCUGAGUCGCCACAUACUCUCAGUUCACACAAAGGAUCUUCCUUUCAGGUGCAAGAGGUGUAGAAAGGGCUUUAGGCAACAGAACGAGCUGAAAAAACACAUGAAAACACACAGUGGCAGGAAAGUUUAUCAGUGUGAGUACUGUGAGUAUAGCACUACAGACGCCUCAGGCUUCAAACGGCAUGUCAUUUCCAUUCACACAAAAGACUACCCUCACCGCUGUGAGUAUUGCAAGAAAGGCUUCCGAAGGCCUUCAGAGAAGAACCAGCACAUUAUGCGACAUCAUAAAGAUGUUGGGCUGCCUUAGAGUCUCUCUCACAGACUUAUGGCUGGAAUUAUAAAGGAAAUUUGCCUUCCAGGCAGUUAGCUUAUUUUAAAGCCAAUCACCUGCGAUCACACACAAAAAAAAAAAAAAAAAAAAAAAAGGAAAAAAACCACAAAAAAAUACUGUGCGUUUGAUUUGUUGCUGUAUAAAAAUAGGAUUAUUGCUUCUAGUUGACUUUUAUACCUUUUGUUCAAUAGCGUGUUCUGAAUUCUAUUCAGUUUGUUUAAUAAAUGAAGAAAAGAUGGCAACAAUAAAGUUGCAUUUAAUAAAGUAAACCCUGUCUCUUACUGAAUUUUUCAACCAUAAUAGUUUAUUUAAGUUUAUUUAUCUUACUGACCUCGUUGAUAUUCACGGUGUCCAUGUAAUGCAGUUUUAUCAUGAAUUUUAAAAAUAGGGAAUUUCUCUUGAAUUUGUCAGAGGUGUGUAUAAAACGGGGAAUUGUCAUGUUGACAGUAAAGUUACUAGGUUCCACCUGAUUGUCUUGUUCUUACUAUACAGACUUUGUGGCAGGUUAACUAUUUUCCAUUUGAGGAGCUGUAAAUCUCCUUUCAUUGCAGAAAACUAUUUGUGUUUUAAUUCUGGUUUCACAGAGAAGACUAUUUAAAAAAUGGUUUGGGGCAUUUUAUGUCUUUCUUGGGCAAAUUUAAAAGUAUGCUCAGAUAUUACAUUUAUUGUUCUGUGCUUCUUUGUCUUUGAAUGGUUUUGUGUGUUACAAAUGAGUUGGGUUCUUUUGGCUUCUGUCUUAGUGUUGGAAACGUAAAAUACUCUUGUUCCAUUUGCAGAGUUAAUAAUAGAUCACAACUGUCUGUAUGUCCUGGUAAACGUACCUCAGACUUUGUUUUCAUGUAUGUUGGUAUUUCUUUGAAAUAACAUUGUGGUUCGAGUCACAUUUUUAUUGUGAAUUGUUUUAGAAUAAAAUUU
Messenger RNA from Acanthisitta chloris (rifleman), 3350 nucleotides. RefSeq names its product zinc finger X-chromosomal protein. NCBI's taxonomy places the organism in Eukaryota, Metazoa, Chordata, Aves, Passeriformes, Acanthisittidae. The transcript is spliced from 7 exons. The record is from RefSeq and is a predicted model, not a curated record. Bases 30 to 2411 code for a protein of 793 amino acids. Gene Ontology annotation, biological process: regulation of transcription by RNA polymerase II. Gene Ontology annotation, molecular function: metal ion binding; DNA-binding transcription factor activity, RNA polymerase II-specific; RNA polymerase II cis-regulatory region sequence-specific DNA binding. Gene Ontology annotation, cellular component: nucleus.